UAUGGAUUUAGAAUGGUAGUUAUAUUUUACUAACCGAAAUACCGAAAACCGAAAAAAACCGAACCGAAACCGAACCGAUAUCCGGAUUGAACACCCCUAAUUUUUACGGAAAUUUCAAACCUAAUAGUUCUUCAUCGGAGAUCAUUUAUUGCGUUUAGUUUAUUUUUGAUGAUUAAGAUAUAUAUUUAGUUUGUUGUUUAUGUUUUCAAUUUGUCAUGCAUUGCAGGCGACUCUUACCCAAGCCACCGUGAACGUCCACCGGUUGAACACAUUCAGGCAUCUUUUCAAUGUCGGUUCAAUGUACUCCGUUAGCGGCUUUGACGUAACACAUAGCAAUUUGAACUUCAAGCUGUCCGACUCUCCUGUCUCGAUCCGGUUCAAUGAUGAGACCGAUUUCAAAGACUUAACCGAGACCAAUUUCCUCAAGAACAUUUCAGGUUCCACAAUCCUCAAGACUUUACUGGUCCGCAGUCACGAUCAGUUGCUUGGUCUAGCAAACACCAACACCCAUCUUCCAGACAUCACUGGUGAGCUUACUGCUAUAAAAAAUAAUGUAAGUGACCCUCCAGAAAGACAAAACCCGUGUCAUGGCAACCAUCACACUCGAUAGUGGUGUGUCUGUCACUAUGAGUGUGUUCGACUCUCAGGCUGUAUCGUUUCACAUAAAAAAAAAACUCGAAGGCUACAAGGUUGAUUCACGUGUGGUUGUGGCAACAUGCAUCAAUCCGAAGCUUAUAGGAGGCCGUAUGUUCCUCAAUACCAUUUCUGGACCUCAUUUCUAUUUAGACAAGGAGACUGAAGCAGUCGAGAGCUACUUUUACAAGUAUAUACUAAUCGCUCAUAUUUUAUUCCAUCAUUAUACGUUCUGUUAAAUUAUAUAUGUACCAUACUCUCACGGGUUACUCUCAUCAAUGCAGGUUGGUCACAAAUGACACUGGAAAUACAUCAGCAGCUUCAUUGUUGAGAGGCUAUGCUAAGAGAACAUAAUUUACCUGCACUGAGAAAGUCACCUCUGUCAAGACAGAAAAUGGAUGGUGCUACAUAUCUUGCUCCAAGUGUUCAAGGAAAUUACAGAGGACUAGAGGAGUGCCUCAUCUUUUGUAUGCAUGUUCUGCAAUCGAACUAAUGUCGUUGGUGUUCUCAGGUAUUGUGUCGAGAUGACUGUUGCUAAUGACACUGACGAAGCAGUUUUUGUAAGUUUCGAUGGUGAAAUAACAAAGCUCACCAAUAUCCUGGCUGCUGAUGCUCGUCAUCUGCUGAUAUGCCGCUAUCUAACCAAACAACAUCAUUAACCAUAUUGCGAAAAUGUUUAUAGUUUCUCAUUACAACCAUUCGUCAAAUAGGCGGGAGAGUGAGAGAACCCAAAAGAUAUCCAGCUCCCACCUUUUAUUGCUAACCUUGCUGGCAAUAGUUUCACAUUCCAGCUCAAAGUUACCCCUAUAAUUUCAGUGCAAAGCAUCAAACGUUUACCCUUUCACGCAUCCUGGAUGAGCGUGAACGUGCGCCAGUUCCUGAUUUUGUUGUUGAUGCAAAUUUAUUACAUUUUAUUCUGUCCUUUUAUUUUCAAAAGUUAACAGAAUUCUUGGUUUUAGGAGGGUGGCAACGAUUGACCUGAAGAUGACAUGCCUGGUGUCAGCUCUCUCCCAACCAAGGUGAUCGUUGGUAAUAAUGAAAACGAGAAAUCACCAGGUUCAGAAACGACCUCAAGUUGUGUCGUCAACAAAAAACCUCUGGACCCAGCGUUUACCAAGUUGACCAAGAAGCCACACACAGCUUAUGUGCAAAGUUGCUUUUAUAAUAAUGCUUACGCAUAAUUGUGGUUUUUUUUUAAUUUAAACUAUCAAACUCUGUUGUUCAAACAGUUUUAUGAAUUAUGUUCAAGUUCAAAGUUAUCUUUCUGUUUCUGCCAGAUGUUUUUAGUUAUCAUUGCACUGUUUCUGACAAAUGCCUCUCAAAUUACAAAGACAUUUUAACAUAUUAGCAUGGAAGAAUAUAAUGUCAAGAUUUUAGAUAAACAUUUUGCUUUGGUUUGAACCAAUAAGACUGAGUUGUUCAAACAGAGCAUUUCUCGCCCUCUGUACACAAAUGAAAAAAGUGCACAAUAUACGGUUGAGAAUCUAAAGCCAUAUGAGAAAAAGUUGAGAUUUCAGCUGAGACAAGUCUUAUUAUCUGCAAAAGUUGAUUACUCCAUCCUCCAAAUAAGCUAUUUAAACGAACGACCAUUGCAAGAUCUUAGCAAAGGUCUGGUAGACAUAAUAGACCCAAAAAGACUAAACUGAAGACCAAACAAAUAACACUAUUCCCUAAGUUUGUAUUAGGCUGAAAAGUUAUCCACAUAUAUAUUCUUACUACAUUAUGGAAUAAUCUACUAUUUCCUUUCCCACACGUUAUAUAUAAUCAAACUAGGUAGUAAUCCGCGCUUUGUGCGUGAUAAGAUUUCUAUAUUAAUGUUGAAAUUAUAUAUUAUGACUAUGUAUAACAUAAGAUAUACUUUAAGCGAUAGUUAGGUAGAACUAAAGGUAUGACUGUUAUCAGGGGCGAAGCCAGAGACUUUUUAUAAUGAGUGCACUAAUAUUAAAAUUUGAUAUAUGGUGUUUGCAAGUUUGAGAAGAAGCUUUGGAAAAUAUAUUUUUUUUAUUUCGCCUAUCGCGUUGUAGUAGUUAUGGACUUAGGGGUUUAACAAAUAAAAUCGAAAAAGAUGGAUCAAUAACAUAUCAUAAGCAAAACAAUAAUUGUGUGAUUUCAGACACCUGAGGAUCAAACAAAAUAUCCGAGCAGCCUUCAUCUGUUGUUAGAUGUCUGAAGCGACCUAUAAAACUCAAUAAUUCAGUUAUGAUCAUAAACAAUAACACGUUUAUGUGAUAAAAAAAAAUAUUUGAAAAAUAUUAGGUCCUACUUCUAUAUAGUGGAUACACAAAGACGUCGAACCUAACGUUUACAUGAUAAAUCAUUAACUUCGAAAAAGAUUAGCUCCUACUCUAUAAACUAAACAAUGUACCACCAAUAUUGUGAUCAUUAUGUAGGUGAAAUUAUGAUACACGUAUACAUUUUGCUACACCAACGAUGCAAAACGGUCAGGCUGUUCCGAGCUGCGAUCUUUUGCGUAACAUCUGUGUCAGUUGUCUCUCGUUUACAAAAAACUGGCUGACCGAUGUUAAAGUGUUCUGCUCAUAUCUCGUUGGUAUCACAUAGACGUGUUCGUCCUAAAUUGUAAAGGUUGUUCCAGAUGCGACCAGCACGUGAGACUUGCUGGUGGUUCAUUCCUGGAAGUUUCUUCUCAUCUUCGAGGUCGUCUAAUGUAGAUCUCUCAGGGCGGCGAAGGUGGUGACACUCGCAUGCUUAUAUUGCUUGAUCGAGAGGACUAAUACACUAAGCCGAGACGAUUUACAGUGAUUCAAUCUCCUCAAAACAGAGAUCUCCUCAUUGAGUAGUAACAAAACCGAGUACAACACAUUUAUCUAGAAAUAGAUUUUCAACGUCCUCUUUCAGCAAUGAGAGGCGGUUCUCAAGAACGUGAGUGCUCUGCUAAAUGCAUGAAGGCAGGUAUGGAGAAAAGGGUUCUUUCAUCAACACUUGGCAUCGUACUAAAGUUUCAUCACUUUUUCGUCUUUACGGAUCUGUCGACUUAAUGGUGAUAGAUCAGAUGGAUUACCGUUUUUAAUAGAAACGUAUAGAGGAAUAAGGAAGCAUUAUUGAUGCUAUGAUUAUAUUGAGAGGAUUGAUAAAUCAACUAAUCGAAUUUGAAGCUGAAGGUUUAUCACGUAAAAGUGUUCGUCGAGAAAAGUGUAGAUGGUGUGAAGUUCUUUUAAAGGAAUGUUAGUGUAAACGCAUUAAAUUCACAGUUUUGGUGAAAAACGUUCUAUGCGUGUCACCUAAGUGUUUUACUAAAUAAAAGCUCCUCAUGAAGCCACAUCACCAUGUCACAUUUUUUGCCAAUAAACUUUUAAGGUAAUUUUUAAAAGUGUUUCUCCUUUAAUAUAUAGGGGAUCAGAAACAUAAUAACCAACAAUCGAGGGAUAUACAAAAUAAAAUUCUCUUUAAUUUUUUGGGAGAAUUGGAAAAAUGGGACACUUUGAACUUUUGUUUGUCAUAAUAAGACUUUUCAUAUUUUUCGCAAUUCUGGACAUGUUUUACCCUUCUCUAAUGGGAAAAAUAGUAAAUUGAAUUUUAUAAAUGUAAAAAAAUAUGAAAAGUGUUGGAAACAUAAGUAUGACAAUAUAUAUGUAUAAACUUUUUUAAAAAAAAAUUAGAAUCAUAUUUUAUUUUAUCUUCUAGCUACAGUUAGAAUACUCAUUCUAGUAAUCUAUCUAGUUUAUAUGUCUGAUUCUAAGUUUUAAACAUAGAUAUAUCAAGGGUAUAUACCGUAAACUACCAUUUCUUGUAUAUUCUAGCAAAGAUAGAUUUGGUUACGUUAUAAUCAAGAAAGAUGUCUUCGGUAUACCUAUAGCUUGAUAACGAUAUAUAGCCACAACUCGAUGAUAUAUGUCGGUUAUAUUACGUUACAUAACUUGUUCUGCCUUUUACCUUGUAUGACGCCUACAGGAACAAUACAUCUCUCACCAACUAUACGGUGUUCUGCUUAGGUAGUAUACAUAUUCUAGGAAAAUCGUGAAAAUAUGUAAACUUCCAUAUUCGGUUAAAGAAGUUUCCUAAAUCUAAACUAAAUCUACCCUAAAUCCCUCAAAAUAUAUUUGAGAAUAUUUUCUCCACGUUCUUCUCCUCCUCCUCCUCCCACGAUCUUUUUUUCUUCUUUGUGUUUCUCUCUUGUUCAUCCAGAAAGUCAUCUCUUCUCUCUAUCAACACAACAUGGUUCUAAUAUAUGUUAAAUCUAGUGAAUGGGUGUCUAGUUGCAGUGAAGAGUGGAGUUUCGUGGUAGACACAUCAAGGCGUGGUCGAAUGGUAACAUUAGAAACUACUACUCCAUUGGAGAAGCUCAAGAGGAUCGUGUGUGAGGAUUAUGGGGUGGACCAUAUUGUUCUUAAUACCGAGUUCAGUUAUUCGAUGGUGAAUCAAAGAGGGAAUCCUCCAAUUAUUAUCACCAAUGAUUGGCAAACAUCUAAUUUUGUGGCGUAUGCAAAGAAGGAUUCAUCUACUAUCUUGUGUGUCACGUUCUAUGGUUUGGGUGUAAAUCAAAAAGAACGAGUCAAUAUUGAUUUGAAUAAGGAGCCGUGUGAUUCAAGUAAUGUUGAGGAUGAAGAAGUUCCUGAGAUAACUCGAGCAGAUUUUGUGAAGCCGUCAAAGGAGUCUUGUGAUACAAGGAAAGAUGAUGUCGCUGCGGAUGGUUCCGGUGAUGCUGGGUUAAGGAUUGAAAACAGUGGAGACAGUGAAAAGGAUGGUCGAGCCUGGAGAGGAGAUUUCGUGAAGAAGGAUCAAAUUUUCAGAAGUAAAGAGGUUCUGAAGGCCACAAUGGAAAUUUUGGCGAUGAAGAAUAAUUUCGAUUACACUUUUCAAAUCCACGAGAAAAUGGAGGUAUAUUCGAUGUAAGGAUGCAUUGUGCAACUGGACUGUGCGUGCAGAAGGUAUAGAUGGGUCUACAUAUUUCAUGAUCAACCAGUGCGAGGGAAGACAUUCAUGUGCUCCUUCAAAGAAAAGGAAAUUCGGGAAAACAACAUCGGCAAGAACAAUUGGGACUCUGAUACAACAUCGAUUUGGUGUUGCAAACGAUGGGCCAAAAGCAAAUGAAAUCAUUCAAUUUAUGAGAUUGGAGCAUAGUUGUGAGAUUACUUACUGGCACGCUUGGGAAGCUCGUGAGUUUGCUAUUGCAGCUGCUAGAGGUAUACCGGAUCGCAGUUAUGCUAAAAUACCAGCAUAUUUGCAUAUGAUUAAAGAAGCUAAUCCUGGUACGCAUACUCACUAUGAAACAAAUGAGAAGGGAAGAUUCAUGUAUCUAUUUAUGUCAUUUGGGCAAUCAGUUAGAGGAUUCUACAAUGCAAUGCGAAGGGUGAUUGUUGUUGAUGGAACUUUUCUGAAAAAUAAAUACAAAGGAGUUCUACUUGUUGCUACUGCUGUAGAUGGUAACUCUAAUUUGUAUCCGAUUGCAUUUGGGGUUGUUGAUUCGGAGAAUGACGAUUCAUGGGGGUGGUUCUUCAGACAGUUGAAAGUGGUUAUUGCUGAUUGUCAAGAACUAGCUUUUGUCUCAGACAGAAAUGCAUCUAUUUCCAAAGCGAUUGGGACUGUCUACCCUCAAUCAGCACAUGGAAUUUGCAUUCAUCACUUGUUGACCAAUGUGGUUGCAUUUUUCAAGACAAAAGGGUUGACUGCCUUGGUGGAAAAAGCUUCACGGGCAUAUAGGUACAUUGAAUUUCAGGAACAUAUCACCGAAAUUUUUGAAAUGAGUCCUGAGCUUGGAAGAUAUCUGCGGGAGGCUGAUGUGCGCAAAUUGGCUCAUUCUCUCUUCCCUGGUGAAAAGUAUGACAUUAGGACCACAAACCCUGCAGAGUCGAUAAAUUCAAUUCUGAGAAUACUUAGAGAAUAUCCUGUUAUUCCUUUGCUAGAUAGUAUAAGAGAACUGUUGACUCGAUGGUUCUAUGAGCGUCGCUUGGUAAGCUCUAAGCAUCUUGAUCCUUUAACCACUACUGUGGAGAAAAAGAUUGAUAGGAGAAUUGUGAAGGCAAAAGGGUUUCAAGUCUACAAGGUUGACGACUUCAAAUCGCUUGUGAAAGGAGACAUAUAUGAUUGUCAUGUUGAUUUGGAAAGAAGAACAUGCACAUGUGGGAAGUACAAUAUAGGAAAAAUUCCUUGCCGACACGCCAUUCCUGCCAUUUAUUCACGAGGUAUGGAAGUAUAAACACAUGAACUUGGGACAUAUUUAUUUUUGUUAAUUUCAGCAUAUCAACUCCAAUCAAUCACGUUUAUGUUGGUACAGACAUGGAAGUGCACAGAUUUACUGACGGCUUAUACACCACUGCAGCGUGGAGAACCGCCUAUGCGGAAUCCAUUAAUCCAAUAGCAGUUCCAGAGUGUGAAUGAAAUGUCCCUGCUGAGGUUAAACUUGCUAAGGUUUUACCACCAGAGACAUGAAAGAGUGCUGGUCGACCAAUAAAGAGAAGGUAUGAAUCAGUAGAAGACAAGAUAAAAUCUUCUCAAGGAUCAAGAAAGAAUAAAAAGCACAAGUGCAGUCGUUAUGGUACCGAAGGACACAAGAGAGGAACAUGUGAUUUACCCAUCUAGUUUGUUCUGCUGUCUCUGUUUUGUUUCUUAUUGAUCUUGAAACAUAGUGAUCUUCUGUUUAAGAACCUAUUUGACCAUUUGGUAUUUGCUAAACUCUUGAGACUAAUCGAUCUAUGUUUGUGACAAUUUGGUAUUUGCAAAAUUAUUGGUUCUAGUAGAUGAUAAUCACCAAGAAAUAACAAGAAACAUAGUCUUAAACUUGUUUGAAAAGAAAAACAACAAUUUGAGGCAGCACAUAAACAUCAUGCAUAUGCAAGGUACAUGAAGACCAUCGCCAAACAACACACAAACAAAGCUUUUAUGAUCCUUAAUUCCCUAAUGCAUUCUGUGAUCUUCUCUUCACAAUGUGCAAUUGCAUCUUCCAUCUCUUCAAUUCUACUCUCAUGGCCUUUCAUCAUGGCCUCACCAUCUCUCACUGAUUUCUGAAACGCGAUAUUGUCAACAAGCAGCACGUCAAACAGGUCCUGGAAGUUUUCAAUCUCCUCAACAACCGACUUAUCAGUCCACUUGAACAAGUGGGUUUUGUCCUUCAUCAUUAACAUCGAAUAAACGGUUAGAUUGAAACAAAGACAAAGUUUCAUGAUCAUAAGACCAACC
Messenger RNA from Brassica napus (rape), 7767 nucleotides. RefSeq lists its product as uncharacterized. NCBI's taxonomy places the organism in Eukaryota, Viridiplantae, Streptophyta, Magnoliopsida, Brassicales, Brassicaceae. The coding region runs from base 5543 to 6787 and encodes 414 amino acids. The transcript has 6 exons. Gene Ontology annotation, molecular function: zinc ion binding. The record is from RefSeq and is a predicted model, not a curated record.